CCGCUUAUUUCCAUUUGAAAAAAUGGUUAACUACAGAGACGCAAAGUCAACAAAUGGAUAUCAUAAACACGGAAAAUUAAAUCAAAAGCAUGGGGAGCCGCAACAGCCAAGGAAGCAAAUGGUGGCGGCAAUGGAGAAAUGCACAACCUAAGCAGAAAAGGCCAAGUAGAUUCUCUUCUCGUUAAACUUGUAAAUGCUUACCCGCCAACGAUAUUCCAAACCGCUCCACAGAGUUGCUAAGCAACGGUAUUGUUUGUUGAAAAACAACCGUACAUAUAACCAUGCACGCAAAUUGUUCGACAAAAAUCCUCAGCCAAAUGCGGUCUUCAUUCACAGGUCCAUGGUCGAUUACAUACACAAAAACUCCCCAUUUCAAGCGCUUGAAAUCUUCAAGAAUCAUCUUCAGCUGGGCUUUCACAACAGCAUCGAUGAAGUUUCCAUUGCCCUGGCCCUCAAAGCUUGCAGCGGAGACAUAUUACUUGGGUCUCAAAUCCAUGGGUUUGCUAUCACCUCUGGAUUGGGUUCGCAUAUUACGGUUCCUAAUGCGCUAAUGAAUAUGUACUGCAAGUCUGGACAGUUUAAUGAAGCUUUGCGUAUUUUUCAAAAUUUAACCGAUCCUGAUAUUGUUUCUUGGAAUACGGUGCUUUCCGGGUUUCAAAGGAGUGAACAUGCUCUAAAUUUUGCUUGGAAAAUGAAUUCAAGUGGCGUCGUUUUUGAUGCUGUGACUUAUACUACUGUUCUUGCGUUCUGUUCAAGGAAUGAAGAGUUUCUGUUUGGAUUGCAAUUGCAUUCUUCUAUAUUGAAAGUUGGAUUAGACUCUGAAGUUUUUGUCGGGAAUGCGCUUGUGACUAUGUAUUCAAGGUGGGGACGUUUACUGGAAGCUAGAAGAGUGUUUGAGGAAAUGCCAGCUAGGGAUUUGGUUUCAUGGAAUGCAAUAAUAUCGGGGUAUACCCAGGAAGGAAUUGGGUUGGAAGCAAUUUGGAUUUUUAUAGAAAUGGUUAGAAAAGGAAUACAACUUGAUCAUGUUUCAUUUACUAGUGCAAUUUCAGCCUGUGGGCAUGAGAAAAACUUAGAGCUUGGGAGUCAGAUACAUGGUUUGAGUAUAAAAAGAGGAUAUGGGAAGCAUGUCUCUGUUGGUAAUGUUCUCAUCUCGACAUACUCGAAGUGUGAUGUCACUCAAGAUGCUAAACUAGUGUUCCAAAAUAUGGACGAGCGCAAUGUAGUCUCAUGGACUACAAUGAUAUCUAUUGAUGAAGAAAAUGUUGUGACUCUCUUUAAUGAGAUGAGAUCAGAUGGGGUUUAUCCCAAUGAUGUUACCUUUGUUGGUUUAAUUCAUGCUUUAACAAUUGGGAGUUUGGUGGAAUCAGGCAAGAGAAUUCAUGGGUUUUGUAUAAAGAGUGCUUUUUUAUCAGAAUCCAGUGUUUGUAAUAGUUUCAUCACCAUGUAUGCCAAGUUUGGAUUCAUGCAAGACUCAAUAAAGGUUUUUGAGGAGCUCAACUAUAGAGAGAUCAUAACAUGGAAUGCUUUAAUAUCUGGUUUCGUACAAAAUAGAUUGUCUCAAGAAGCUAUCCGCACAUUUCUAUCUGCCUUUGUGGAAUCAAAGCCCAAUGAAUACACAUUUGGUAGUGUCUUGAGUGCAAUUGGUGCUGCUGAGGAUGUAUCUUUAAAACAUGGCCAAAGGUGCCACUCUCAAAUAGUAAAACUUGGAUUUAACACCAACACAAUUGUUUCUAGUGCUCUCCUUGACAUGUAUGCAAAGCGCGGGAGCAUUUGCGAGUCUCUCAGAGUUUUUGCUGAGGCACCUCAAAAAAGCCAGUUUGCCUGGACAGCAAUUAUCUCUGCUUAUGCAAGGCAUGGAGACUAUGAAUCUGUCAUGAAUUGGUUUGAGAAUAUGCAGAGGGAAGGGGUGACACCUGACUCCAUUACAUUCCUUUCUGUAAUUGCAGCCUGUGGAAGAAAGGGGAUGGUUGAUAUGGGUCGACAUAUCUUUGACUCAAUGAUAGAAAAAUAUCAUAUUGAACCAUCCUCAGAGCAUUAUUCUUGUAUGGUGGAUAUGUUGGGUCGUGCAGGGCGACUGCACGAGGCAGAGGAGCUGGUGAGUAGCAUUCCAGGACAGCCAGGAUUGUCUGUGUUGCAGAGUUUGUUAGGGGCUUGUAGGAUACAUGGAAAUGUAGAGAUGGGAGAGAGGGUAGCUGAUGCUUUGAUAGCAAUGGAGCCCACUGAGUCAGGCUCAUAUGUGUUGAUGUCCAAUUUGUAUGCUGAGAAGGGACAAUGGGAAGACGUAGCAAAGCUACGAAAAGGGAUGAGAGAGAAGGGAGUGAAGAAGGAAGUAGGAUUUAGUUGGGUGGAUGUUGGUGAUGUUGAUGCAUCUUUAACUUUGCAUUCAUUUUCAUCAGGGGACAAGUCCCACCCACAAUCAGAGGAGAUAUAUAGGAUGGCAGAAUACUUGGGAUCAGAAAUGAAAUUUUUGAGAGAGAGGAAGCAUUUGAAUUAUAGCCUCAUGAAAGAUAGAAAUUUUAGAGCCCUCAAGAUGGGCCCAUAAUUUUCUAUUGGUAACAUUCAUAAAGUGAUUCAUAUGUUAAUUUAAGUUUGAAAAUUUAAGCUUGCAA
Messenger RNA from Hevea brasiliensis (rubber tree), 2609 nucleotides. RefSeq names its product pentatricopeptide repeat-containing protein At4g32430, mitochondrial. Gene Ontology annotation, biological process: RNA modification. Gene Ontology annotation, molecular function: protein binding; RNA binding. NCBI's taxonomy places the organism in Eukaryota, Viridiplantae, Streptophyta, Magnoliopsida, Malpighiales, Euphorbiaceae. Bases 194 to 2542 code for a protein of 782 amino acids. The record is from RefSeq and is a predicted model, not a curated record. The transcript has a single exon.